Aspergillus steynii IBT 23096 is the source of this 1581-nucleotide messenger RNA. Its product is annotated as DNA-binding domain-containing protein. Bases 1 to 1581 code for a protein of 526 amino acids. Lineage: Eukaryota; Fungi; Ascomycota; Eurotiomycetes; Eurotiales; Aspergillaceae. Gene Ontology annotation, molecular function: DNA binding. The record is from RefSeq and is a predicted model, not a curated record. Gene Ontology annotation, cellular component: nucleus. The transcript has 3 exons.
AUGGAUACGGAGAGCUCGCAUGGACAAGACAGUGAUUUUGCACAAUCACCGUGGAUGGACAUGGGCGGGUUCACUCCCUCCCAACACUCACCGCCACUGGAUUAUCAUGGGUUUGGAUAUGGUGUGAUGCCCUUGGAUUCGGCCUACGACGUGUCGAUACCACCCCCGUAUGCAUCUCUGCCAUUGACGCUGCCUUCCAGCACAUGGCCCAGCAUGCUCACACCCGGGCAAUAUCCGGAGGCAGGUCUGCCUCCGGUCCCGAUACAACCUUCCGUGGCGCCGGUUGCACCCAUCCCGCCGCCACGCAAAUCGUCCACCAGCAGCUCGACGCCCCGAAGGACGCUUACUGAUGAUGACCGUCGACGCAUGUGCCUCUACCAUGAGGAGAACAAGACGGCCAAGCAGACUGAUAUUGGAGCGCUCUUCGGUGUGGAAAGAAGUACUGUUUCGAAAGUGCUCCGCCAGAAAGAAAAAUACCUGAGCACAGAAGACGGGAGUCGGUCUCCCAUUAAGCGAGCUAAAGGGAGAGUCCCUGACAUCGAAAAGGCCCUGUCCAACUGGGUGAGGAAUUACCAGCGGCAUGGUUAUUCACUCAGCGAUGAAAUGAUCAGGGAGAAGGCACUUUUCUUCGCCAGCACCUGUGGCAGCAACGAUGGAAAGGAAAAGGUCCUGACCACCAGCUGGCUCGAGAAAUUCAAGCAUAAGAAUAAUUUGCUCGGUGCGAAGUCUCGCAAGAGCUCUUUCAGCACCACCAAGAGCGACUCGGACAGCCCUACUGGUCUAAGCAUCAAUUCUGCUUUGGCAUCAGCUAUCCAGUCUCCCACUUUACUAUCCCCUACAUCCCCCGGAUUCGCUACUCCGUCGCCGUUAUCGCCGACUCAAAGCCAAGACAACAUCAAAGCCGAGACUCUGGCCGAGCUCAUAAGCGACUAUCAACAGCACAUACAAAAGAGCACCACGCCACUCGAUACCACGGUGACCAGCCCAACCUCAACUUUGGUGUCGGAGAGUCCUUUCACUCCCACAAGUCAAUCCCGCAAUCCCUCUGCGGACAGCUUUCCUAGUAGGCCGCGAAGCCAAACGUGUCCUCUUAGUACUGUCGAUCCUGGCUCUAUGAUUCCGGACCAGUCUUCCGACCAGGUCUCUCCUAGGACUUGCCUGCAGCCACCAUUUCCAGGAACCUUGCAGGAAUCACCCAUGGAGGACCGUGACCCUAAAAAACUUCCUGGUCUCGACACUUCGGCCAACAUGAUCAAACGAAACCGCAGCAACCCCGAGAUCCGGGCAAAGACCAUCUACCCACCAUUGUUUUCAAAGUCAACCACCGUUUCUCCUGUCAGUUCUCCAGGCUCUCCAACCCAAGAUGAGGCCCGGAAGGCACUGGAGCUGGUGAUGAAUUAUUUCGAGGCCCAACCUACUGGUCUAGGAGCACAGGAAUACGUGACCAUUGGAAAGUUGAUGGAACGGCUCGAAUUGGCCAAAGGCCAGCAGACUACUCUUCCGGGAGGCCUCACCCGCAUUGAUGAGCACGAAGACGCUCCUCACGUUGCCAGAAAAAGGAGCAUCCGCAGUUUGGGUUAG